Messenger RNA from Loxodonta africana (African savanna elephant), 396 nucleotides. It is a transcript of the gene SELENOK, whose product is annotated as selenoprotein K. NCBI's taxonomy places the organism in Eukaryota, Metazoa, Chordata, Mammalia, Proboscidea, Elephantidae. Gene Ontology annotation, cellular component: Golgi apparatus; endoplasmic reticulum membrane. The transcript is spliced from 4 exons. Gene Ontology annotation, biological process: calcium ion transport; endoplasmic reticulum calcium ion homeostasis. The record is from RefSeq and is a predicted model, not a curated record.
UUUGUCUAAUCGUUGCCUGUGACGUUCCGGGGGAGGAGCGCGGAGGUAGAUACGGAAGCCGAGCGGGGCCUAGAGCCACAGUCGCUCCGGGAGCGGGGAACCGGAGGAAAGAUGGUUUACAUCUCGAAUGGACAAGUGUUGGAUAGCCGAAGUCAGUCCCCUUGGAGAUUAUCUUUCAUAACAGAUUUCUUCUGGGGAAUAGCCGAGUUUGUGGUUUUGUUUUUCAAAACUCUGCUUCAGCAAGAUGUGAAGAAAAGAGGCGGCUACGGAAGCUCAUCUGAUUCCAGAUACGAUGAUGGAAGAGGGCCACCUGGAAACCCUCCCCGAAGAAUGGGCAGAAUCAAUCAUCUGCGUGGCCCUAGCCCUCCUCCAAUGGCUGGUGGAUGAGGAAGGUAA